This is a messenger RNA of Nematolebias whitei (Rio pearlfish), 683 nucleotides long. Its product is annotated as eyes absent homolog 4-like. Bases 1 to 579 code for a protein of 192 amino acids. Lineage: Eukaryota; Metazoa; Chordata; Actinopteri; Cyprinodontiformes; Rivulidae. Gene Ontology annotation, molecular function: protein tyrosine phosphatase activity. Gene Ontology annotation, cellular component: nucleus. The record is from RefSeq and is a predicted model, not a curated record. Gene Ontology annotation, biological process: anatomical structure development; negative regulation of extrinsic apoptotic signaling pathway in absence of ligand; positive regulation of DNA repair. The transcript is spliced from 5 exons.
AUGAACCGAAGUUCUGGGAGACAUGAACCGAAGUUCCAUGGAGAACAGAGAGUUCUGCUGAGAAGAAAGACAGAAUGUGAUCAGGUCCACAUCGAUGACGUCUCAUCAGACGACAACGGCCAGGACUUGAGUACUUACAGUUUUGCAACUGAUGGCUUCCAUGCAGCUGCAACCAGCGCUAAUUUGUGCCUGGCUACGGGGGUCCGCGGCGGGGUCGACUGGAUGAGGAAGCUGGCCUUCCGCUACCGACGGGUCAAGGAGUUAUAUAGCACUUACAAAAACAAUGUUGGGGGUCUGCUGGGUCCGGCUAAAAGAGACGCCUGGCUGCAGCUCAGAGCCGAGGUGGAAGCUCUGACAGAUUCCUGGCUCACCCACGCACUCAAGUCCCUCUCUAUCAUCAGCUCCAGGAGUAACUGUGUCAACGUGUUGGUGACCACGACGCAGCUCAUACCAGCGCUGGCUAAAGUUCUCCUCUACAGUCUCGGCUCGGUGUUCCCAGUAGAGAACAUCUACAGCGCAACAAAAAUAGGUAAGACUAGGAUUAAUACGCACACACGCAUAUUUUGUGAUGUGGGAUAAGACAUUACAUUGAACGGAAUCCUUUAAAAAAAACUUUUUCUGAUGUUCACUAAACGGAUGAAACCUGCCCGUCACAUGACCCGACGCUGUUUCAGCAUCUACAG